CUCCUGAGCAUACGAAUUCUUUAUCGUCAUCCACGGACCUUAAUAGCAACCUUAAUAACAACCUUAAUAACAACCUUAAUAACAACCUUAAUAACAACCUUAAUAACAAACAUGAAGAAGAACCUUUAAAUCAACAAGACCUACAACGACUUGAAAAAGUCAUUGAUUUAAUAUUUCCGAACAAAUCUGCCGCUGCAAAAGAAGCAGUUUCUAUUCUUUUAAAAUCUUCAAAUGCAUCUUCCACGAAAGACGAUGCAACUUCUAUGGUCCUUGACCUUCCAAUGAUCGUUGAUCAAGGCUUUGAAGCUGAUCAAAUAAAGUCACCAUUGGGUCAUAUUUUAAACCAUACCUACCCUAAUUCUUUGGUUGAAUUAGUUGGAAAACUUAACAAGAUGUCUAUAAACCCUGCAAGACUAGAAUUUAUGAAUCCAAGUGCGAAUUCACCUUUAAUAAAAUCGAGCACUUCCAAUAACCCUUCUUUAGUUAAUUUGGAACCUCCAUCAAAAGAAUUGCGUAAAAAAUUGAUAAAUGAUUAUUUUACCAAAUUUAAUGUUAUUGUUCCUAUUCUUGAUCGUAAAAAAUUCGCCGGUAUAUGGAAAGAUAAAUCUCAUCUUUCAGAAUUGUUGGUUAAUUCGACUUUAGCUGUAGCUGCAGCAAGGUAUUCUAAUGACCCGUCGAUACAAAAAACAUCCAAUAAACCAGGCGGCGUGUUUUUCGACUCCGCAAAGAGGUUAUUAGAUGCUAUGUACGAUACUCCAAGGCUUGAGACUGUCCAAGCUUUAUUUCUAUUAAGCAAUGCAGAGGUCAGUGUAUCACGUAUAAAUCGUGGAUCAAUGUUUCUUGGCAUGGCCGUACAAAUGGCCCAUGCUUUACAUCUUGAACGAGAUGAAGAAUCUUUACAUCCGGAAGAGGAUGAAGAAAGGCCAUUGGCCAAAUGGUUAAAGGAACUACCUGAUGAAUUACAAUACCAAUAUUUGCCUAAUACCGACCCACGAAGUCUCAUUCAAUUGGCAACAUUUUCUAUUUUUUCUGGUUAUAUUAAUAUUCUUUUUCAUACUUGUAUAAUUGUACUUCAUCAACCGUAUUUGACUAGUGCUUAUAAGAAUCCAAAAGUUGAAAUGCAAGGUCCAAGUGGCCCAAUUAAAACAUGUCUUACUGCAGCUAUGACACUUACAGACAUCGCCAGAACGACCCGGAAAUAUGACAAGGAAUCAGCUUGCAACUUUCAAUAUCUUAUAUAUGGAUUAUUUCAGUCGACAAUGGUGGAAUUGGACGUUAUUUAUGAAACACAAGAGUACGAUCCAAACGCUAAAAAGGCUCUAGAUGACUCAAUUGAAGAAUUAAGAUUUGCUGCGGAACAUUCUAGAUUUAUUUCUCUCCAAGAAAUAGUUAAAGAAUUAGAGGGGGUAAUAAUGAUAGUUAACGGCAAAUCUUCGGACAUUGUGAUUCCAUUUCCAGUUGUUAUGCAAAUGAUGGAAUCUCGGAAUAAUUUUGAAAACAAUUAUGGAAAUAUAAACAUUUGUAGAAAUUCAGGUUCAUCAAAAUAUUCUUUAUCAUCAGUUAGUGAAAAGGUAUCCACUUCAUCCAACGCAUCAGAUGAUGAUGAUGAUUUAAAGGUUAAAUAUUCUUCGUCACCUGAGCAAACAGAAUACCAAACUAAUAGAACACCUUCACAAUCAACACUAUCGGAUAAAUUAAAUUUAACUUCAACCUCUUUACCAUCACCAUCACAUUAUCUCCAACCACAUCCAUCUCCAACUCAUAAGCAACAAACAAAUCCAAAUAUGUACAUUAUGUCUUCUGAUUAUCAAGACCAAACCUCAUUACAAUAUCAUCAAUCUCAACCGAAUGUAUCACCUAAUUCGUCAGCUCAGUGGAACAAUUCAACAUUUUUUAUGAGUGAUGAAAUAUAUGGAUUUGUAAAUACUCAACAUAAUAUGCCGGGCGUGUCACCAAUAACAGCAAAUUCAUCCGAAGCUAAUGGAGCCGAAAUUGAUAAUUUGGCUGAACUAUAUUCUCCAUCAAUCAUAACAAAUUCGGAUAAAAGUAAUUCAAAUUCCGAUAACACAUUGCAAUAA
Racocetra fulgida is the source of this 2078-nucleotide messenger RNA. NCBI's taxonomy places the organism in Eukaryota, Fungi, Glomeromycota, Glomeromycetes, Diversisporales, Gigasporaceae. The record is from the annotation of a GenBank genome assembly.